Molecule: messenger RNA, 270 nt
Organism: Paramecium tetraurelia
Lineage: Eukaryota; Ciliophora; Oligohymenophorea; Peniculida; Parameciidae
Exons: 2
Source: RefSeq, a predicted model, not a curated record
AUGCUUCAUUAAGUAUUGAUUUAAAUGAUUCGUUUAGAAAUCGAGUAGAAUAAGGAUAAGGUUCUAAUUGAAGCUUUAACAAAGCAAUUAGAAAUCUAAAAAAAUAUAGCAGAAUUCAGUGACCAAGAAUUGAUGAAGGCUCAAGAACAGAUUAUGUCUUAGAAAUAGCGAAUAGCUGAUAUUUUAAAUUUGAUUAUGAUUAAAGGUGAUGCAAAGCAGAUGGAUGACGUAGAGAAGCUACUCUAGAAUAAAGAAUUUUUAUCUCUUUGA